AUGACGGCCAUCAAACUCCCCAUUGUCGUGAUCGCCCAUCUCCUUCUGCCAACUCGCGGUUCGGAGAGUGUGGCCGAUAAUGUGGCGUCCGACGUGCAGUUGAUCCAGACUCGCGUCUACGACCAGGGCUUCGACGUGCCAGCGAAUGGAUCGACUGGUUGUGUUGACAACGAUUAUGGCGCCGUGCAACUUGCAAAAGCUCAUGCGCGUGUGCCUGAUGUCAGUGGUUGUUCGGAUAUCGGUCCAUACUGUGCAGACGCGAAUUUGUCGAGCCAAGUUCUUGCAGUGUGCUGCGCCACUUGCAGCGAGGGACCCGAACCAGAGCCGGACGUGGUGCAUUGCCAAGAUCAUUCCGAGUGCCAGUCUUCGGAAUUUUGCUAUGAUGGUACGUGCGACAGCUGCAGCCAGUGCCAAUUCUGCUCCGAUGCUGCUUACGUCGACGAGUGUGGGCACUGCGGGCCAGGGUUCCCAUCGCAUGAGAUGGAUCCCUGUCACUCCCAUGAAUACGUGGUCACCAAGGGUUCGCUUACGGUUACACAUGCAUGA
Messenger RNA from Prorocentrum cordatum, 546 nucleotides. The record is from the annotation of a GenBank genome assembly. Lineage: Eukaryota; Dinophyceae; Prorocentrales; Prorocentraceae.